Candida tropicalis MYA-3404 is the source of this 1713-nucleotide messenger RNA. RefSeq names its product sterol esterase. The transcript has a single exon. The record is from RefSeq and is a predicted model, not a curated record. Gene Ontology annotation, biological process: lipid metabolic process. Bases 1 to 1713 code for a protein of 570 amino acids. Lineage: Eukaryota; Fungi; Ascomycota; Pichiomycetes; Serinales; Debaryomycetaceae.
AUGACUGGCUCAACUACAGAACAACAACAAAAUCCACGAGAGCAGGAACAUGAGGUGAAAGGAGAUUCAUAUUUUCCUGCAAGAGAAGAACUCUACCAUGGUUUUUUUAUUAAAUAUUUGAUUAUGUUCAUAAGUGCCUGUGGCUCAGUAUUCUAUACUACUUUCUUGUGUAGUGGAGCAGUACUAAAUCAUUGGAAAGAUAAACUUUUGGGACGAGAGAAAUUCCUUCAAUCUGAUAUCGAACAAAGAAGUCAUGGAUAUGUUCCACGUCAGCCCUAUGAUAACUUAUCCACGAUGAAGCCAAGUCGGGAUCUAGAAUAUUAUUUGCAAGCCUUGGGAUUGGACCUACAAGAAUACAAGGUGACUACAUGUGAUGAGUUUAUAUUGACAGUCCAUAGAAUCAUUGAUCCAAAAGAAACUGAAGAACAAAGAGCAUGUAGGAAGCCUGUGUUCAUGCAACAUGGAUUAUUGUCAUGUAGUGGCACCUGGAUUGCUAAUGGGAAGAAUUCGUUGGGGUACUUUUUUCAUGAACAGGGCUAUGAUGUCUGGUUGGGUAACAAUAGAAGUUAUUUUAAAGCACAGCAUGCAUCAUUUCAAGGAGAUUUGUACAAUAACGAAGAAUAUUGGAAUUGGGGUGUACAAGAGUUGGCGUGCUAUGAUCUACCAGCCAUGAUAGGUACAGUUUUGGACAAUAAGAAGAAAUUCAAGAAAUUGAUUUUAGUAGGGCAUCUGCAAGGUGGAUUGCAAAGUUUUUUGAUGUUGAAGAAUCCAUAUUACACUCCUUUACAUGAAAAAAUUGAAUUGUUUGUACCAAUAGCACCGGCAAUUUACCCAGGUUCGUUGUUUUAUACACGUGAUUUUAUUAAGUUUGUCAAUCGCAGGAGUCAGUUUACCUGGUUGAUGUUAUUUGGAUGUUGUGCGUUUAUGAGAAACUUAUGUUUGGUUAGACAUUACAUCGCAGAAUAUUCCUUAUAUGGCAAAUUGUCUUAUUAUAUGUUUAAAUAUUUAUUUGGGUGGAAUGGUUCUAAUUGGGGUAAAGAUAAAAAAAUUUGGCAUUUCUUGUUUAUCUUCAAUAUGAGUUAUGCAUCAGUUGAAUUGAUGAAAUACUACUUGUCACAACACUCAGGAUGUGGGUUCACUAGAAUGUUGCAACCGAAAAAUGCCUAUAAGAACGAUGACCACUUCAAUGUGAAUGUUAUCGAUGACGCAAAGAGUUUCUUCCAGUUUGAUAAAACUUGGUUUACUGAAGUGAAAGUUCCUAUGCUUGUAUUUAUUGGAGAAGAGGAUUAUUUAGUUGAUGGUAAAAAAGUUGUAUCACAUAUGAGAAAAUAUGAGCCAGGGUAUGUUGAGGGUCAAAACUUUGAAGCAGUUGAAUUGCCAACCUAUAACCAUCUUGAUGUAGUGUGGGCAGAAGAUAUUAUUGGAUCAGCGGGGUAUGUCAUUAUGGAUAAGUUAAAAAAGAUGGAAGAAAGACUGACUCAAGAAACACAACAACACAUGGAUACAGUACAUACAGAAGAGCACAAUUCACUGGAACAAAUACCUAUCGUGGCGGCUUCAUCAGAGGAGGAUGCACUUAAUGAAAAGGAUAAUACAUUGGCAGAAGAGGAUCUUGGAGAGAAUAAGUUUAAUUUAAAAGAUAAACCAAUUGUUCCCGUAGAACCAUUAAUUGCAGACAAUGUCACAAUUCCUCAAAGUGUUGCAGCAAGUUGA